Molecule: messenger RNA, 1132 nt
Organism: Zea mays
Lineage: Eukaryota; Viridiplantae; Streptophyta; Magnoliopsida; Poales; Poaceae
Product: chaperone protein dnaJ 6
Exons: 10
Coding region: 1-837 (278 amino acids)
Source: RefSeq, a predicted model, not a curated record
AUGGCGCGCCUCCGCCCCGAACCAAUCGACCGCGAGAAGACCUGUCCUCUGCUGCUCAGGGUUUUCACGAGGGUUGCUGGUCACCACCAAAAUGAAGAGUUUGCUGUGAGAGGGAAGGAGCCAAAGGAUGAAGUUCAGAUUUACGCAUGGAAGGAUGCGACUCUCCGCGAGCUCACUGAUCUUGUAAGUCCUUUCUACUUCUACAGACUUAACUUUGACAUGAGUCUGCGCCUCCACCCAGAUAAGAAUCCUGGGGAUGAGGAAGCUAAAGAGAAGUUUCAGCUGCUGCAGAAGGCACUGGUGGGAGAAGCUGCAGACAAUCUUCAGGAGUACUUCAGAACAAUGUACAAGAAAGUCACAGAGGCUGACAUUGAAGAAUUUGAAGCUAAAUAUAGAGGGUCAGAUUCUGAGAAAACGGACUUGAAGGAACUCUAUACAAAAUAUAAGGGCAACAUGAACAUGCUUUUCUGCACAAUGAUUUGCUCAGAACCAAAGCUUGAUUCUCACCGCUUCAAGGAUAUAAUUGAUGAGGCGAUUGGUGAAGGUGAGCUGAAGUCAACUAAGGUGUAUGAGAAAUGGGCUAAAAAGAUCUCAGGGAUGGAGCCACCAACAAAUCCGCUAGAGAGGAGAGCAAAGAAGAGGAAGAACAGUGAGGAGAAUGAUCUGAUACUGGCUAUCUCACAGCGCAAGGCUGAGCGGAAAAAACAGUUCAACUCCAUCCUCUCGAACAUCAUGUCCAAAUGUGACUCCAAGGCGAGCAGCUCGGAGCCCACGGAAGAAGAGUUUGAGCAGGCGCAACAGAGGCCGGAGAGCAGAAGGGCCAAGAGGCGCAAGUGAUGUUGCUGCCAGCCUUCUUGCCCUAUGCUGAACAUUGUCUGAAGCUUUUGGUGUGACCUGAAUUUACCAGCAUGCAAGUGAUGGUUCUAAGACCCAGUUUGAGCGUGUCAGGGUGUGUGUCAUAUCUCUUGUCCUCUCACGGUACACUAUGUUGUAUGGUUAUCGGCUUGUCACCUUGCCGAGAGGGAAGCUCUAUUUGACUUGAAAGUAUCAUGACAUAUUUUACUGCGACAAUUAUCAUUACACAUUUCUCCAAAUUAUGUUGCAAGAAUAAAAAUUGGCUUCAAUUUCAAAA